This is a messenger RNA of Belonocnema kinseyi, 9843 nucleotides long. RefSeq names its product vacuolar protein sorting-associated protein 13 (gene Vps13). The transcript has 52 exons. Bases 43 to 9684 code for a protein of 3213 amino acids. NCBI's taxonomy places the organism in Eukaryota, Metazoa, Arthropoda, Insecta, Hymenoptera, Cynipidae. Gene Ontology annotation, cellular component: extrinsic component of membrane. Gene Ontology annotation, biological process: protein targeting to vacuole; protein retention in Golgi apparatus. The record is from RefSeq and is a predicted model, not a curated record.
GUAGUCUUGACAGACUUGUUAAUAAAGGAAAGUGCACUUGAUAUGUUAGAUUUACCAAUCAAAUUGGAAUAUGGUCGAUUAGGCAAACUCGUCCUAAAAAUUCCAUUCAAGGAUAUGUGGAAUGGACAAAUUGACGCAGUUGUCGAAGAUUUGUUUAUAUUAAUAGUGCCAACAAGCCAAGUCCAAUAUGAUGCUGAAAAAGAAGCAAAGGCUCAACUGGAAGCCAAAAGGGCCGAAAUUGCGAGAGUUGAAAGAAGCAAGCAGUUGGCUGAGCUCAAAUCCAUGGAGAAAGUCGACGAUUCCAUGAUGGAAAAACUCAUCGCCCGUAUGAUUAAAAAUAUCCACGUAGAAAUUAAGGGAAUUCAUGUGCGAUAUGAAGAUCACAUAUCGUUUAAGGAUCUCUCCUUUUCCUGCGGAUUUACGUUAAACAGAUUUGCAUUGGAGAGUUGUGACGCUUCUUGGCUAACAACUGGAAAUCUCAAAGACAUGUAUGCGAUUCUGCAAAUUUUCAAACUCUGCACAAUGGAUGCCUUUGCUGUUUAUCUGAACCCUACAACAAAGCUUUUUAGCAAAGAACCUCGAGAUAGUUAUUUAAAAAUAUUUUCGGAAUCGAUUGCAACUGCAGAUCGCAUACCGGACGGGUAUCAAUAUUUGGUGGGGCCGAUAAAUGUAAAAGCGAAAUUGAAAUUGAAUCCAAAGCCAGAAAUGGAUGGUAGUAAUUAUACGAUACCAAAAGUGUGGCUCGAUCUUGAAAUGCAAAAAUUGAGAAUAGGAUUAACCAAAAGACAGUAUCAAGCUUUGAUGCAGUUGGGCGAAGGAUUAGAUCGAGCUAAUAAAGCUGCGCCUUACAGAAAAUAUAGACCUCAUCUGACAUCCUAUAGAGGACACUACAAAGAUUGGUGGCACUUUGCUUAUAAGUGCAUAUUGGAAGAGCAAGUUCGAAGAGCCCAGAGAAACUGGGAUUGGACUCAUAUGAAAAGUCAUCGCGAUACUUGCAGAAAUUAUGCAGGGCUGUAUCAAUCAAAAUUAACGACGAAAAAGUGCUCCGAGGAUGUUGAAAGACAAAUCACGGAAUGUGAGAGAAAAUUAGACAUCUUCAAUCUCGUCAUUAUCAGACAGAAAAUUGAAAUGGAGGUUGAAAGAUUGGCAGAAAAGGAAAAGAGUUUGAAAGCAAAGAAAGGAUGGUUCGGAGGGUGGCUUUGGAGUGCAACGGCGAAUGAAGAAGAAUAUGAGGGACUACAUUCUGCGGCCGCAAUUAUGAAGAAAUUCGAAGAAGCGAUGACCCCGCAAGAAAAGGAAAAGUUGUACCGAGCUAUUGAUUAUCAAGAAAAUACCGCCCCAGCUCAUUAUCCAGAAUCUUUUGAGAUGAUCGACACUAGAUUUUUCCUUCACGGACUUGUAAUUGUUGUCCUUGAUACUGAUAAGGAAGCUCCACAGGUUCUGGAUCUGCAAUUCAAUAACGUACAAGCACGGUUCAAAUCUAGACCUUCAGCUAAUGGAAUUUCGGUUACUGCAUCCAUUGGUGACCUUAAACUGCUGGGAGUACAACAAGGAGAAAAAGUACCAUCACUAUUUAAUUCCGCUCGAGACUCUUCAGAAGACACUUUGUUCUCCGUUUCGUACGAAAAAAAUCCUCUUGAUAAACUCUGCGGUGACAGAAUUAUUGUAAAAUCGACAUCGGUGCAUAUUGUCUACGAUGCUCAAACUAUCAUCGAAUUGAUCGAUUUGUUCAAAGUUCAGGACCCGACAACUUUGAAUCAGCUCCAGGCUGCUGCGGCUGACAAGUUGGAAGGCCUAAAAGAAAUGUCUGCUUUAGGUCUGGAAUAUGCUAUCGAGAAACAUUCUGUCCUCGAUAUUCAGGUGGACUUGAAUGCAUCACAAUUAAUAAUACCUUAUGGUGGUUUUUACAACGGAACCGAGUCCUUGUUUGUCAUAAAUCUCGGUAGUUUGAAAAUUCAUUCUCUAGAAAAAGCCAAAGACGAUGCCUCGCACUUAUCUGUUAAACAAUUGGUCAGCAUGGGUAAAAGCGAAGAAGAAAUUUUGACACAUCUUCGAUUGUACAGUUACGACAAAUUUGUUCUGAAGAUAGUAAAUUUUCAGGCUCUUGUUUCGAUGCCAAAUGAAGAUUGGCGAAAUGCGUUAUCGGAUGCAGUUAGUCCAAUGAAAAUAUUGCAGCCGACUACUUUGGAAGUACAAUUUCACAAGUGCCUCAUAAUGGACGAUCCCCUUUUACCCAAAAUAAGACUCAUCGGACAAUUGCCUUCGGUAGAGUUUAAUGUCACGGAAAAUCGAUUACUGGAAGGACUUGCAAUCGCACAAAGUAUUCCUUUCCCAGAAGAUGAUCAGCCAGAAGUUGCGACAUCUUUGGCAAAGUCUUUAUCUCAGCUAUCAUUAUUCAAAGAAUUCACAACGAGUAACAAUAAAGCGGAAAAAGAGAAAGGCACAGACAAUUCACCUGUAAAACAAACGACAGAUUUGGAAGCGAAAUUCAUUAUGAAAGAGCUCACGAUUACCAUUUCGAAACAGAAUAAUCAGCAAACAUCUCCCUUCCUGAAAUUCCAGCUUCUCAAGCUGGAAGCGGAAAUGCUGCAGAGAACUUAUAAUCAGGAGGUGAUGCUGAGAUUGGGUGGCGUUCAAGUGAAACAGUAUCACGAAAGUGGCGAAAUUUUUAUGAUCAAUACCCCGAUGACGACUGGAAGCGAGGAAUAUUUAAUUGUCGUUCGAUACGUGAAUGUAAAUAAACGCUCACCAGAAUUUACGACUCGGCACGGUUCUGUCGCCCAAUUGCUGGAAAUGGAAUUUACAACUUUGGACGUUUUACUCCAUCAGGAAGUUCUGAUUAAUGUUUUGAAGUUUGCCUCCAGCAUUCAAGAAAAAAUAAGUGCCACAACUGCAAUGGUCAAUGAGAAGAAGAUAAAGCAGAAAGUUAAUCGGACAGCUCAUUUGUCAACAAUUCAAGAAGACGCCACCACCUUCUUCAAGGAACAGAUUCAGAAACAACGCGGCAAAGUUACUCGUCGUAAAAAGGCACUCGCUGAGAUAAUUGAUUUCAAAGUGAAGGCCAAAAUGGGAACAAUAGGUAUCAAAGUGACAAGUGAUUUUCGAGAUAUUGCAAGCUUUUUUAUAAAGGGACUCACGGCUGGGUAUAUUAUGAAAGCUUCACAUUCGCAGGCUAAUGUUAAUCUCUUUUCGAUUAGCAUCAAUGAUCUUAAUGAUUCUUCAGUUUAUAAAAACAUUGUGUCGGUAGAAGAUACAGAAGCACUUCAAAUUCAAGCGAUCAUGAAUAAUUUAGAAGAGUGGGAAACUGAGAAGAAUAAUAUGUCUAUCAAAGUCAUAAUGGGUUGUCAUCGAGUUGUGUUUCUCAAUGCUUUCGUCACUGGCGUAAUGAACUUCUUGAACAACUUUCAAACUGCUCAAGAAGCUAUUAGAGAAGCUUCAGCAGCGGCGGCUGAAGUUGCAAAAACAAAUAUCAAAGAUGUCCAGGAAAGGGCUACUCGUAUACAAUUGUCUGUAAAUAUUAAGGCUCCAGUCAUUUACGUGCCAAAGAAUUCAAAAAGUGACCAAUGUUUAAUGUUAGACAUGGGUAAUCUCACCAUAGGCAAUGUUUUUAACAAAUUGGAAGUGAAUAAUGAUUUAGGAAGCUUCCCAGUGAUUGAUGAAAUGAAGGUUGAGUUGCAGAAUUUGAAAUUGUCAAAGAUAACAUUGAAUAUCGACUCAUUCACAGAGGAAAACGAGGUGCUUUUACUGCAACCUGUGAGUUUCACGCUCCUCUUGAAGAGAAAUUUAUCCACUUCGUGGUAUAGAUCCGUUCCGGAUAUCGACAUGUCAGGUCGGUUGAAUAAAAUCAAUUUGUUGCUCAGUCAGGAAGAUUAUGCAAUGAUUAUGAAUGUUUUGAGCGAGAAUCUGGGAGAGACAAUUGAGGAGCCUCACACGAAUCAAGUGGCGGUAAAAACUGAUAGGAAGUCGCAACAGGUCGACGAAUUCCGAAGGAAUACAGUUUGUAAAGCGGAAGCUGAAAUUGUUGGCAAGAUAGAAGCGGAAGAAGACUUUAAAGAGCCGGGACAGGCUCACACAUCGAUUCGAUUUGAGUUUAUAAUGGACAGCCUCGAGAUCGAAUUAUUCAUGGGAGGAUCAAAAGUGCCCCAGUCGAAAAAUUCUCCCUUGCAUCUCCCGGAAAGUGGAUUAGCAAAGUUCAGCUUAACUUACUUUGCGCUGAAAGGUCGAAUGUUUGACAGUGGACUCUUAGCGACAUCCGUUAUUCUCAUGGAUUGCACAUUGGAUGAUACUCGACAUUCUAGACAGGGUUCCUUGACCAGAAUCAUGGAACGCACUUCUGAAGUCCCAGUUAUGGGCGAGACUAGUUACGAGAAAGAAAAAAGUCCCGUGAGAAGUAUGCUGGACGUGACUAUAAAAAAAGGAUUGAGUGAUAUCUUUGUGGAUAUUCGCGUCUUUUCGUUCAGCAUAAUAGUCUCUCUAGAUUACUUGAUGAAAGUUAAAGAUUUUUUUGCCGCUGCUGCUGAAAGUUCGAAUCAACAAUCUACUCAAGCGGCACUAAAAGUUCCCGAGACAGUUGCUAAGAAAAAAACAACGGUGCAAACUUUGCCUCCAGAUCCACCCAAAUUUACAGUUAAUAUACACAUCGAGAAACCUGAUAUCAUUCUUCUGGAAGAUAUGGACGAUAUUGAUUCCAAUUGCAUCAUUCUCAACAAUGAAAUACUGCUGAAAGUGCGAAUGAUGGGAGAACAUCAAGUGAUAUCAGGAUCGAUAAAAGAUUUGUCGAUCACGACCGGAAUUUAUAAUCCGCAGAAGAGAGCGGAUUCGAUGUAUGAAGUUUUGAAGCCAUGUAGUAUAAGCGUGGCAGGUUCGACACCUGAAGCUGAAGGCUUGCACUUGGACGUUUGUUUCACGGAUAUUCACGUCUCAGUUUCGCCGGGAGUCAUUGAAAUUUUGAAUAAAGUUGUUCAAACGGUGACUAAGAAGGACGAGGAGGACAGUGAAGUUGAAAAACCCGGACCUAGUCACGAGGGUCUUUGGCUAAUAACUCCUUUUGAUGAAAAAGAUUACUGGUUCUUGAAAACAGAAGUUGGAGUGGAAGCCAUUGAAGAUAUGAUUCUGAAUGAUGAGGAAUGCAUAACCGUUUAUAAACCGGAAGUGGCCAUAAUUUCUGCGCCUGUAAUUUUACUAACUUUGGAAGCGGGAGUUGGAAACAAAACUCUGCCCAUGCUUUUAUUCCACUUGGGUUUUCAGAGCAGUAUCAAUGAUUGGAGUACCAAAACAAUGAGUUUAGAAUCCACAAUGUCAUUAGUGGUGGCCUAUUAUAACAGUCGCCUUGCUUUAUGGGAACCACUGAUUGAACCAAUAGAGGGAAUACAAAAAGGAAAGCGAAUAUCAACACCUUGGGAACUGAAAACAAAGAUUCAGUUUAAUGAUGUAACUCAAGAGUUUAAAGGGGCAAAUGUAGUUACUCCAAGUUCCGACAGUGAACCUGAAGAGUUGCAUCAAUCUUCAAAAAUGACUAUUGAUGUCGUAUCAACCGAAAACUUGGAAAUGACUGUGACAAAAACAUGUUUGGAUGUACUGAACCAACUUGGAAAGGCUUUUUCCAAUGCAAUAGCACCAGGUGGGAAAUCGAUCAAAAGUAAAAUCGCACCCUAUGUCUUGAAAAACGAGACUGGCUUGUCGAUGACACUUCAUUUGGAAAGCGGUUAUUUUAAGCAGGUGAUGGAAGAAGGAGUAACACCGAUGGAUGAUGAGAAAUCUCUAUACACAGAAGUGAUUCUUGAGUCUGGUGCCUCAAUUGAAUUGGCGCCCAAAUUUCGAAAAGAAGAAGUUAAAUUGCUUGAGGUACUCCGAGCCGAACACGUGAAGCAAACAGCUCAUCACAAGUUUACCAUUUCGUUUAAAGGCAUUGCAGGCAAAUUAGAAAUCCCCGUACUAAGAGCAGAUAAGCGAUUCUUCUCUUUGAAACAUCGAAAAGAAGGAUCCGAAGAAUGGGGAAUAGUUUCUGAUGUCGUAGUCGACGAGGGCAGCACUGUCGUCAUGUUAAGAAGUGUUUUACAGGUUUACAAUCACUUUAAUGUGCCAGUAUCUGUUUAUUAUAUGACAAAACGAGGAAAUGAGGUUGAACGAGUCGGAACUGUAAACCCUGAUGAAGGUUUAAAUCUUCCUUUAGAUGCCGUUUACACCCCUACCAAUAUUUAUUGGCUUUUCUUCAACGUUGAAGGAUAUAUGGUUUCGAUAGAACCAUUUAUUUGGAAAGACUUGCAAAAAACCGUAUCCAUGACAAAACUUCUGAAAUGUGAACCUCGCUCUAAACAGGAAAGGAGUGAACCAUUUUAUGUGCAGGCUGUGGGUGAAAUUGAACAAGUGUAUUUUGAAAAUACGACUCGACACACAAUGGCAAGCACAAUUUACAAUGUUCACUUGUAUCCAUCAGUGUAUCUGAAAAAUUUCUUACCAAUUGAUAUAACCGUUUGCCAAACUGGUACUGCACAAGAGGUCAAAAUAGAGGCUAGUAAGACCUUACAAUUGUCCACGAUAGAUCCCAGUAAAUCGACGAUCGUCAUCAAGCUCUCUCAAUAUUUGGAAAAAGACUGGUCUUGCAAUGUUGAUAUUUCUACGGACCCGCCAGAGUUUUCGGUUUGGUCUUUCGAAUCUUUCGACAGUGCACAAAAAGUAGUUAUGGACUUAGGAAUACAUUCAUCGUUCAAACAUGGUUCAGUAAUAAUGGCUAUUUACUGUCCAUUCUGGAUGUUAAAUAAGACUGGAUUGAUGCUUUCGUACAGAAAAUCGAGUAAAGGUGGAAAAACCCACUCGAGUCCAAGAAAGAGCACAGAGGAUCAGUUAAAUGUUUUGUAUCACCCAGAACAAUUCAAAGGACCAAUUCUCUUUUCUUUUAAAUCGAAAGCAUUUUUUGGAAAGAAAAAAGCGAUGAUCAGAGUCGAAGAUGGAGACUGGUCGGAUAAAUUUUCGAUAGAUGUAGCAGGAAGCAAAGGAGUUGUUUCGUGCAAAUACAAUGAUAUGAUUUAUCAGAUUGGGGUACAUAAUCAAUUGACGUAUAAUUCCUUAACAAAGCAAAUCACCUUCACUCCUUAUUACGUUCUUAUAAACAAUGCAAGCUUCCUCAUCGAAUGCCAAGAAGGAGAUCGACCAGCUGAUCCUGUUAUUCCGAUUCCUCCGGGAGAAUGCACUGCUCUCUGGCCGCGUUCAGAUCACGAAAAUAAAACACUCAAGGCAAACGUGGCCGGUCGUCCUGAGAAGACUGCCGCUUUCCUCUAUACGAAUGUUCAUACGACUUUGUUGAAAUUAGACAAUAAGUAUGGAGGUAUAGAUGUAGACAUCCAAAUCAAUGAGGGUGGAAUUUAUAUUUCACUGUCGGCCUACAAUCCCGGAAAUGCUCCUGCUUUAAUUAUCAAUCACACCUCCCACACAAUCCACAUUUGGGAAAAAGGAUCAAUAAACGUCAGGUCUAUUCAAUCAUUCAAUCGAAUGUUCUAUACGUGGGAAAAUCCAGCAGGACCGAAAUUAUUGAUGUGGGAGGACAAUAACAAAAGAGAAAUCGAGGAUGAUCUCAGAAAGGACAAUUUGGGAACUUUCCAAUUACAAGACAUUGACCAGGAGGUAUUCUAUGUGUCUUUUCUGGAUGGUACUCAGAGAGUACUCCUGUUCACAACAAGUUUGAAAAUAGCAGAAGAUUGUCAGCUGGCUGGCGAUCUUGAAACUCUUGAUCAGGAAAUAACAUUGAGUAUACACGGAGUUGGAUUGUCCCUCGUAAACAAUGUUACUAGAGCCGAACUUUUAUAUAUGUGUAUCGCAAGUUCCGGUAUUAUUUGGGAGAAUCGAAAAUCGGCUGGAAGUCGCUGGCGUGCUUUGAACACGUGUGAAGUCAACCUAAUCGAAGAAGGAUAUCAGCGUUAUAUGAGAGAACUGCAAAUUGAUAAAGAAGCGCCAUAUCGAGUGAUGCUUGAGCCGAAACUUGAGGUGGAUUAUUUGAAUAUGGAGAUGCUGAAGCCUCAUCGUCGAUAUAUGCGACGAACUUUUCAAACUGGUUUGUGGAUUCAGUAUCGAACUUCAGUCCACCAAGUCCAUCUGCACGCGAAAAUUAAUAAACUUCAGAUUGACAAUCAGCUCUCCGAAUGUAUCUUUCCUGUCAUUUUGGCACCUGUACCACCGCCAAAGAGUGUCACUCUGAGCACAGUUAUGAAGCCUUUUGCUGAACUCAGUAUGGUGAAGCGAUUGCUAGAACACAGUACUGUCCAGCAAUUCCGCUACUUCAAAGUUCUUGUCCAGGAAUUCCACGUGAAAGUGGACAUUGCAUUUAUGAACGCUUUGGCUGCUUUGUUUGAAGCUGAUGAAGCCAACGAUUCACAAGAGAGCGAGCUCUUCCAAACUGAUAUGAAGUUGGUAGACGAACCUUUGAUGCACCACGUGAGCUUGAUCACAACAGCUGAGCAAAAGAAUUUCUUUGAUUUGCUUCACUUCUCUCCUUUGAAGAUUCACAUAAGUUUUUCAAUGUCUGGAAGUGGCGGUGAAUCGUCUGGAGUGCCUCAAGUCCUAAAUGUCUUGCUUCAAGGAAUUGGAGUGACUUUAACGGACAUAAACGACAUUGUCUUCAAGUUGGCCUACUUUGAGAGAGACUAUGUCUUCAUGACACAUAAGCAACUGAUUUCAGAAGCGACCAAUCAUUAUGUCGGACAGGCAAUCAAGCAAGUCUACGUUUUAAUUUUGGGUCUGGAUGUUAUCGGGAAUCCGUAUGGUCUCGUAGUUGGCACAAUGAAAGGAAUUGAGGACUUAUUUUAUGAACCCUUCCAAGGAGCAAUUCAGGGACCUGGAGAAUUUGCCGAGGGUUUGUUCCUCGGAGUGAGGAGUAUGCUAGGACAUACCGUGGGAGGAAUGGCUGGUGCUGUUUCUAAAAUCACGGGCGCUAUGGGCAAAGGUCUGGCAGCUUUGACUUUUGAUAAAGAUUAUCAAAGGAAACGGCAGGAGCAACUUAAUAAGCAGCCGGCCAAUCUUCAAGAAGGUCUUGCUCGAAGUGGAAAAGGAUUAGUAAUGGGGGUCUUUGACGGAGUCACCGGCGUGGUAAUGAAACCAAUAUCAGGUGCGAGAGAAGAGGGCGUGGAAGGUUUUUUCAAAGGUUUUGGCAAAGGAAUGGUUGGCCUCGUAACUAGACCAACUGCUGGAGUUGUAGAUUUCGCGAGUGGAUCAUUUGGAGCCGUUAGACGGUGUACUGAAUUGAGUGAGGAGGCAAAACGAGUUCGACCACCCAGAUUCUUCCAACAGGACAAUUUAGUGAGACCUUACGUGCGCACAGAAGCUGAGGGUAAUAAAAUUCUCUGUGAAUUGGAGAAGGGAAAGUAUGCCAAUACUGAUAUUUAUUUUUAUCAUAUGUACAUAAAUAAAGAUGUAGUUCUUCUAACGGAUAAGAGGAUAGCCUACUUAGAACGAAGUGAACUUUUCGGUGGUUGGAAGGUUAGUUGGUCACAUACGUGGCAAGAAGUGAGUGAGUUAACAUCGAUAGUGGACCGAGGUGUUCAACUUUGUAUUAAAGAUAUGCAGAAAAAAAAGAAAUUAGGAAAGUUCUUCGGCGGCGGCGAGCACAUAAAACUCCUCCUCAUUCCUGAUUAUCAAAUAAGACAGGUCCUCUGCAAUAAAAUCCAUGAUCAAAUUCGAUUAAAUGAUGUCUAAGGCACUAUACCUUCCGGUUCAAAUAAACCAGUUAGGUAUGUCUUAGAAAAAUAGCAAAUGCUUGCAAUUAUUGUUAAAAACAAUAUAUUAUCUUCCGAGGCUUCGAAGAGACUAACGAAAAAAUAUCAAUGUAAGUUUCUUAGAAUAAGUUGAAAUUUG